AUGCGCAGCUUGGACCAGACGAAGGGGCGGCAAUGCAUCCGGCCGGAGAUGAGCCGGACGGUGAACUUUGGGGAGAAGGGCGUGUCGCAGUCGUUCUACUUCGAGACGCAUGUGUCGCAAGUGGCGCUCGAGGACGAGAAGAUGGACUUUUCGGGGCUCGACCUCGGGUACUUGGAGGCGGAGCGGUACCACGACUAUGUGAUCUCGCGCAUGUCGAAGGCGGUGUACCUCAAGUAUUCUAACUAUCUCACGACCAGGCCGCAGGACAGAGACGUGAUUGCGGUGUAUCACGAGGACUCUUUGGAUCCCAUCACGAAGCGUAUAGAGGUUAUGGGCGACCAUUGCAACGGGAUGAAACGCAAUAGCUAUAAGGGGGUGACCAUUAUCAUUUGGAAUGGAAACUGGGCGUUCAUUGUGCAAAAAGGGGUGGACACCGCCUGA
Chondrus crispus (carragheen) is the source of this 441-nucleotide messenger RNA. RefSeq lists its product as hypothetical. Bases 1 to 441 code for a protein of 146 amino acids. The record is from RefSeq and is a predicted model, not a curated record. The transcript has a single exon. Gene Ontology annotation, molecular function: alpha-1,3-mannosylglycoprotein 2-beta-N-acetylglucosaminyltransferase activity. Gene Ontology annotation, cellular component: Golgi apparatus. NCBI's taxonomy places the organism in Eukaryota, Rhodophyta, Florideophyceae, Gigartinales, Gigartinaceae.